UGUUUUUACUCAAAAUGGGUAUUAGCCGUGAUAGUGCUCAUAAGCGCAUAGCCACUGGUGGUAAACGCAAACCAUUGCGUAAGAAGCGCAAAUUCGAGUUAGGUCGUCCAGCAGCCAACACAAAGUUAGGUGCUCCUCGCGUACACAAAGUUCGAACCCGUGGCGGGAAUAUUAAAUUGCGAGCUUUGCGUUUGGGAACUGGUAAUUUUGCCUGGGCUUCAGAAGGCAUCGCCCGCAAGACACGUAUUGCUGACGUCGGCUAUAAUGCAUCCAACAAUGAGCUGGUGCGAACCAAAACUUUGGUAAAGAACACCAUUGUUGUGAUUGAUGCCAUGCCAUUCCGGCAAUGGUAUGAAUCCCAUUAUGUGUUGCCAUUGGGACGUAAACGUUAG
Molecule: messenger RNA, 392 nt
Organism: Glossina fuscipes
Lineage: Eukaryota; Metazoa; Arthropoda; Insecta; Diptera; Glossinidae
Product: 40S ribosomal protein S8-like
Exons: 1
Coding region: 15-392 (125 amino acids)
Biological process (GO): maturation of SSU-rRNA from tricistronic rRNA transcript (SSU-rRNA, 5.8S rRNA, LSU-rRNA); translation
Cellular component (GO): cytosolic small ribosomal subunit; ribosome
Molecular function (GO): structural constituent of ribosome
Source: RefSeq, a predicted model, not a curated record